Molecule: messenger RNA, 4684 nt
Organism: Enhydra lutris kenyoni (northern sea otter)
Lineage: Eukaryota; Metazoa; Chordata; Mammalia; Carnivora; Mustelidae
Product: 12-(S)-hydroxy-5,8,10,14-eicosatetraenoic acid receptor-like
Biological process (GO): G protein-coupled receptor signaling pathway
Cellular component (GO): membrane
Molecular function (GO): G protein-coupled receptor activity
Source: RefSeq, a predicted model, not a curated record
AAUAUGUAAUAAUUAUUAAUUUUUGUGUUGUCUAAUGAGCUGGGCUGGCUAUGACUUAGAAGGUGUCUGGCACACGCUGAAGUCCGCAGUUACAGGGUAGCUCUGAAAGUCUGUCGCUGUCUUCAACGUGUUGUGAGGAGCACAUCUGAGUCACUUGUGUCCCUGAAGAGUUAGCUGCCAGCUUCCUGGGCGUCCUCCUGUGCCGACAGCCGUCGCAGAGAUGAAGCAGAUGGCCUCCGGCGACCCUCCCCGGGAGCUGGCCGAAGCUGUCCACAGUGAGUGUGCCACUGGCGAGUCCCUGUCCACAGAAGGCAUCACCACGGUGGUGCCGUUGGGACACUCCCACAGUCUGGAUGCUUGGACGACUCUCCACAGGUACCUUCUUAGAAAACAGAGAGACAGGUGAUCCUGCCUGAUGCAGAGGUGGGCAAUGUGUAGGCCGGGGGUCCAGCUGGAAAGGAAAACUCUGGGUCAAAUCACCUGAAAUCAGGUAAAUCAAUGACCCUGGUGGGGUUCUGGAGAUGCGGCCUUUUUAUGACACAGAAGGGAACCGUGGUUAACUGGGGGGCAGCAGAGCCGUGUGGUCAAGACCCCCAGCUCUGGUUGGACUCGGGGCUGAGAGGAUCCUGCUCCUGCCAUUUGCUGAACUGUGACCUUGAGCAAAGAACGAACCUCUCUGGGCCUCCACUUCUUCGUGCACAACACAGAGCUUAACACUGACCUACUUCCCUUCACUGCUGCCUGUGCCCCGCGAUAGCAUGGGCGAGCGCGUGGAGAGCCACACACCAGACAAACAUGCAGCAAACCUUAGUAGCUAUUACUGCUGAGACGUUUCUCGGUCUAAAGUCUGGUAUCCGAAGGGAAGACAUCGGAGCACCCUUGAUGACAGGCGCAGAAGGAAGCUCGAUGCUGGGAGCGGAAGGAGUUUUGUUGCCGGCACACGGACGUCAACAACGGCAGCUGAAAGUGCCCCGGCACACCAGGGUGCGGCGUGCAGGACUGUAUUUGUAACAGAAUCUCAGACACGCAUGACCCUGCAAGGGGCUGUCACCUUCACUUCUCACUCAAGACGCCGGAACACAGGCGUUCCUUUGGUUCCCCCAAAUCACACUGCCACUAAGUGCAGAAGCCAGGGGUGGAAUGAAAAAAUACUUGUCUCCAGAGCUCAAACCACACUAAACAGAACCAAGAUAAGUGAGGCUGAACGGUGGGUCAGGACCCAGGUGAGUAGGGCUCACUGGUGGGUCAGGACCCAGGUGGGUGAGGGUCAACAGGGGCUCAGGACCCAGGUGGGUGAGGGUCAACAGGGGCUCAGGACCCAGGAGAGUCAGGGUCAAGAAUGGGCCAGAACCGAGGUCAAGCAUGGUCCACCAUGGGAAGGGAUGACUGAAUUCAUCUUGUAUCUCAUGACCUUGACUUUCUGGUGGAAUCUAUGCAUCUUGGCCAGUCAUCAACUUCAUUUCUCUCAAGGCCAAUGGAGUCUGACAGGUCUAGAUCCUAAUCCAGGUCUCAUAGGAGGGAGGGGAAGCUCCUCAACAGAAAAUAAAACGGGACAAAAUAAAAGGACAAUCGGAAAGUGGGCAUCCGUGAGUGAGAAGACCGGGCCACCCAGAGCGUCUUCUGCGAUGCCCAGGACCAGGUCUGGGUGCCCAUGUGUGAAACGGAGCCCACGCAGGAGAGCUUCAGUAAGUGUCCCUCCUCUGGGGCUUCCCCACGAGGCAUAUGCAAGCUAGAGAAGUCUUUGGUUUCCAUCCUGAUCUACCCGUGUAAGGACGAGACGACGAGGCGCACGGAAGCCACUGAGGCUCCACGGGCAGAGCCGCAGGUGUGUCCCUGUGCUCCCCAGACAUCCCGGACAUCGGCGCUCAGCGAAAUGCCGGAUGAAAUCAAGCGAAACACAGUUUCCCCUUUUCAGGACAAAACAAAACAGAACAAAACUGCAAGGGUUUUUUCCCUCCCCUCUGAUCCUCUUUCCCCAAACAAAUUUUAGUUUGCUUUUGACUUCAUCCUGAUGCUGGUUCAGUCCUUUUUCUCGCUGAGAAAAUGCAGAACUCAUACAGAAACCCUGGGGCGGAAAAAGCGCGUUUCUCUCAUUUCGUGGGAAGGAGCCUCCCCGGAGCCCGGGCUCUCGGCGCCCCGCGGCUCUCAGGCGGGAUCCAGCGGCGGGGCCAUCGCCAUCGCCAUGCCCGCCGCCAACUGCUCGGCGCCCAGCGCGGCCGUGGAGGUGACCGUGGGCGCGCUGCUCGCGCUGGAGUGCGCGCCGGGCCUCCUGGGCAACGCCGUGGCACUGUGGACCUUCUGCUUCCGCCUGAAGGUGUGGAAGCCCUACGCCGUCUACCUGCUCAACCUGGUCGCCGCCGACCUCCUGCUGACCUUCUGCCAGCCCUUCCACGCCGCCUUCUACCUGAGACGGAAGACCUGGCCCUGGGGACGCGCGUCGUGCCAAACCCUGCUCUUCCUGCACGUCCUCAGCCGCGGGGUGGGUGUCGCCUUCCUCGCGGCCGUGGCUCUGGACCGCUACUUCCGGGUGGUCCACCCUCGGCUGAAGGUCAACCUCCUGUCCCUGCGGGUGGCCUGGGGGGUGUCGGGCUUCGUGUGGCUGCUGCUGCUCGGCCUCACCCACCAGAGCCUGUUCGUCUCGGAGGCCGCGUGCCCCGGUCCGGAGCCCCGGGGAGGCGCGUCCUUGAGCCUGCUCUGGCAGGAAGCCCUGUCCUUCCUGCAGUUUAUCCUCCCCUUCGGCCUCAUCCUGUUCUGCAACGCCGGGGUCAUCAGGACCCUCCAGAGGCGCCUGCGAGAGCCAGACAGACAGCCCAAGCUGCAGCGGGCCCGGGCGCUGGUGACGGUGGCCUUGGUCCUGUUUGCACUGUGCUUCCUGCCCAGCUUCCUGGCCCGCGUCCUGGUGGCCGUCUUCCGCGGCACGGGCGGCUGCGGGGUCCUAGGAGCGAUGGUGCACGUGUCCGACGUGGCCAACGGCCUCAGCUACCUGCAGAGCGUGCUGAACCCGGUGCUGUACUGCUUCUCCAACCCCGUCUUCAGAUGCUCCUACCGCAAGGUCUUCAACACCCUCAGAGGCCGAGGCAGGGAAACUGAGGCCCCGGGGGACAUCAGAGACUCCUACUCCUGAGGCCGGCCAGCCCUCUGGGCCCCGGGGGCACAGGAAGGGCGGGGAUCUGAGCGCUGACGACCAGCACUGAGGGUUGCGGGGAGAGGAAACUGAGGCCGCGCCCCAAGGAGCAGGACCCACGCGUCGGCACCCCUGCGGCCAAGCUUGGACCCACACGGUCUGCGGGAUUUCCUUCUGCUCUUCUGCCCCAUCAGACGGCAGAGCGGAGAAGCAAGUGGAGCUCCUUUCCAGCCACGACAAUGCUGACCUGGAAGCAGGCUGCCGCCACGUCCUCAUGCGAGGUGUUCUCGUGGGUCCGUCACGGGACCGGGGAGGCUGAGCCGCGCUGCCCUCACUCUGUCUGGUCUCGGUGAGUCGUCCGCCUUCACUGUCCCAGGAGUCUGCUCCCCUGCCACUGCGCAGGCCUGCGCUGGCCGACCCGGGAAAGUGGCAGGCGGGGCUCGAGGCCACGUUCGGGGGUGCACACCUCACGGGGCUCCCCGCUUGGCUCUGCCUGGCACAUAGCGUUUCUAGUCUGUCACACUUCGCUUUGUCUGCAUAGACGGUACAUGAUGCCGGAGACAGCACAGUUCCCUAGUCUAUUAUAAGAAACACCUUCCUACUAAAUUUCUCAAAACUGCUGAGAAUGUCUCUCUUGAGGUCUGAAUGUCUAGAUGCUUUUGAAACUCGCUCGGCUUCCUGGCUCCGAGAAGUCACCGUAGUUAAUGCCUCGCAGAGAAAUGCACAGCGCCAGGCACCAAACUGCACGUGAAUCGGGGCUUUCCACCUGACGGCGGGGCCCACCUGCCACAGAGGGGUCCCCGGGGACCUGCCCAGUCCCGGGAGGCCAGGCAGGACCGGGGGCCCACCUGAGCCCAGCCCCGGCUCUCCUGCCACGGCCGCAUGGUCUCAUGUCAUGCUCUUGAACGAUGCCCCGCAACGGGAGCUCACGAGGGUGACAACAGUUCGAAAGUCUCCUUCCCGACUGCUUUGUCUUGUUCUCUGUUCAAACCUGGCCCCAGAAGGGACGCCCCAAGAUGCUUAGAGGAAGGACAGGUCUAGUGUGUGCAGAGGCCCAGCCCGUGGCCUUCCCGGGACCUGCACCUGCCUCGUCCACGCGGACAGACCCCGCCUUUCCCCGGGCCGCCCCAUGACCUUGGUAAUAACCAGGGUGAAACAUGGUGCCUGAGGCCAGAAGAAACGGCAACGCUCCCUCCUGCUUGUUCGCUUGUUCGGAAGCAAAGUUACGAUGCGAGCGGGUCCCUGCUGCUGUGCUCUGCCGAACACGGUCCCCAGAGAGCAGCGAACCUGCUCAGUGAGCCUGGCUCCUGCUGGCGGGCGUCAAGUCCCCUCCAGUGAGUGGACGCAGGCGACUGGCCUGCAGCUGCGGCCGCACAAUCACGCGGGAGCUUCGGAUCAAGUUCUCUGCCCUCAACACCGUCUACAUCGCGUCCGUAUUCUUGCCGUGGGCUCAGGGCACGCGCCGUCCCACACGACGCUACUCGUUAAAAAUCUAGUGUUUAACGUAACCCUUUUCCACGUCAUGAUAAACUCCCCACAGGCUUUCUUCACUCGAUCCCC